Molecule: messenger RNA, 746 nt
Organism: Capsella rubella
Lineage: Eukaryota; Viridiplantae; Streptophyta; Magnoliopsida; Brassicales; Brassicaceae
Product: glycine-rich RNA-binding protein 8
Exons: 2
Coding region: 79-555 (158 amino acids)
Molecular function (GO): RNA binding
Source: RefSeq, a predicted model, not a curated record
UAUCAAAUCACACAAGUCUCUCUCUUUCUCUCUCUUAUUUCGAAACCCUAGUUUGUCUUUUUCCUUUUCAAAAAAAAAAUGGCUGAAGUUGAGUACCGGUGCUUCGUCGGCGGCCUUGCCUGGGCCACCGGAGAUCAGGAUCUACAGAGGACGUUCUCAGAGUUCGGCGAAGUUAUCGAUUCUAAGAUCAUUAACGAUCGUGAAACUGGAAGAUCAAGGGGAUUCGGAUUCGUGACCUUCAAGGAAGAGAAAUCCAUGAGGGAUGCCAUUGAAGAGAUGAACGGAAAAGAGCUCGAUGGCCGUACCAUCACCGUUAAUGAGGCUCAGUCAAGAGGAAGUGGCGGCGGUGGAGGAGGUCGCGGUGGUGGUGGAGGUUACCGCAGCGGCGGUGGAGGAGGAUACUCCGGUGGAGGCGGAUACGAGAGACGUAGCGGAGGUUACGGCUCUGGCGGAGGCGGUGGUAGCCGAGGUGGAUACAGUGGGGGUGGUCGCCGUGAAGGCGGUUACGGAGGAGGUGAUGGCGGUUACAGCGGUGGCGGAGGCGGUGGCUGGUAAUCAAUGAUAGUCCGGUUUGGAGCUGGUCUGUGUUUGGUUGGUUUUAGAUUUGGUUGUGUGUCACCGUUUGGUUCUGGUUCGUUUGGCUUACUUUUUUGAUGAAACAGAUCGUUCAAUGUCUGGAACGAAAUGUUAAUUCGCGUGUUGUUCACUAUAUUUUUAAGGUUUCUUUGACCACAUUUCUCUCUCUA